AUCGCUUCGACAGGGAUGAAAGGACUCAUUAUGUUCCCCUGGAUUUUCCUCGCGUUACUGUCCCAAGUUUCCUGUCAGCUGGACCUACCACCUUUGAACGAAGAUUCUCGUAACAGUGUAGGAAGACAGUUUCCACCUACCGAUGCAGAGUUGGAGGAUAUUCUAGCGAGAUUAGAUUUUCUGGGCACCGAGAGGUGCAGUGCUAAUGUCGGGGCCCAGUGGGCCUACGAAACAGAUGUAAAUGAGUACACGCAGCUACAGGCGCUGGAAGCUCAGAGAAUAUACGCCGACUUCCAAAACCAAGCGUGGUUCCUAAUUUCUCGAAUCGACAGGAACAACAUCAGGGACCCAACGAUAAGAAGACGUCUGAGAUAUUUAUCUGUAGUUGGACCGUCUGCUCUUCCUCCGGAUCAAUUAGACAGGUACAAUCGUGUGAUCAACGACAUGCUGGCUGUGUACAACGAGGCUAGCAUUUGCGCGUACAACGAUCCCUUCCGGUGCGGGCUGCGCCUUUAUCCAGAUAUAUCGCAGAUCAUGGCUAGGAGUCGAAAUUGGGACGAGUUACAGUACGUAUGGACAGAAUGGAGGAGGAGAAGCGGGAUGAGGAUCAAAGAUCUCUAUCAACAGCUCGUUACGUUGAACAACGAGGCUGCUAGAUUGAACAACUUCACCGACGCGUCAGAAUAUUGGAUGUUCCCCUACGAAUCUCCGAAUUUGCAACAGGACAUCGACGAAGUUUGGGAAAUGGUGCGUCCACUUUACGAAGAAUUGCACGCAUACGUGAGGAAAAAAUUGAGGGACCUCUAUGGGCCAGAGAAAAUCGGCGCUCAUGCUCCACUUCCGGCUCAUAUUCUCGGAAACAUUUGGGCCCAAUCGUGGACGAACAUAAUCGACAUCACUCAACCCUAUCCAGGAAAGAACUACCUGGACGUGACGCAGGAAAUGCAGGCCCAGGGGUACACGCCUAUCGAGAUGUUCAGGAUCGCGGAGGAAUUUUAUCUAUCGAUGAACAUGAGCGCCAUGCCGCCUGAAUUUUGGGCCGGAAGUAUCAUCAGGGAUCCUGGGGAUAGGCCGUUAAUUUGUCAAGCUUCCGCUUGGGAUUUUUGCAAUCGCUUAGAUUACAGGAUCAAGAUGUGCACCAAGGUCACCAUGAAGGACCUAAUCACGGUGCACCACGAGAUGGCCCACAUUCAAUACUUCCUCCGAUACAACGGACUGUCUCGCGAAUUCCGAGACGGUGCCAAUCCAGGUUUCCACGAGGCCGUGGGUGAGGCUAUAGCACUCAGCGUGGCCACCCCUCGACACAUGCAAACUCUAGGCUUAGCGAACAAGUACAUCGACGAAUCUACAGCGGACAUCAAUUAUCUCUUCUCGCUGGCGAUGGACAAAUUGGUCAUGCUACCCUUCAGUAUAGCGAUGGACAGGUGGAGAUGGGACGUUUUCCGCGGUUACGUAAACAGAGAGGACUAUAAUUGCCAUUGGCACAGGCUGAUGGAACAGUACGCAGGAGUGAAACCGCCUGUUCUCAGAUCCGAGGACGAUUUCGAUCCUGGCGCAAAGUAUCACAUCCCGGCCAACAUUCCCUACAUUCGGAAUUUCGUGGCGGGGGUCCUUCAGUUCCAACUGUAUCGAGCCUUGUGCCAGGCGGCUGGACAGAGGAGCGUCGAUGAUCCGAGGAGACCUCUGCAUAGGUGCGAUUACUAUAGGAGCCCGGAUGCUGGGAGGAUCUUAGGAAAAAUCAUGGAGAGAGGAUCGUCGACACCGUGGCAGGAGACUUUGCAGGAAGCUACCGGCGAAGACACGUUGGACGCGUCCGCACUCAGAGAAUACUUCAGGCCUCUCGAGGACUGGUUGAGAACGGAGAACCUGAGGACCGGUGACGUCGUCGGCUGGUCUUACGACGGAGAUUAUUGCAAGCGCAGCAUCGAGACCGCUGGACUGCAAGUAUACGGAAGUGGGUUCUACAACGCUGCCACGACGAUCGAUUCGAGAACCGUUUUACCAGGAAUUAUGGCAAUUUUCCUCGCGAUUUUCACUCUUCGUUAAGAGGGUAGAAUUCUUCUUCUUAUUUUUUUAAACAGUGGGCCAAAAAGCGUUGAAGAAAUAUUUGAGGACACUUUCCCUUCCCCGGAGGGUCAGACACGAUCGAUAUUCCUCGAUCCACCAAAGCCAGAACAGACCAAAUAAAUGACCAAACGUUUAGGUGAUCGUUCAAUGAAAAUAGCAGCUUAGCUCGAGUGAGCUCGAGUGAUUUUCUGAUGAAGUUAAG
Molecule: messenger RNA, 2269 nt
Organism: Habropoda laboriosa
Lineage: Eukaryota; Metazoa; Arthropoda; Insecta; Hymenoptera; Apidae
Gene: Ance-3
Product: angiotensin-converting enzyme
Exons: 13
Coding region: 16-2046 (676 amino acids)
Biological process (GO): proteolysis
Cellular component (GO): plasma membrane
Molecular function (GO): peptidyl-dipeptidase activity; metallopeptidase activity
Source: RefSeq, a predicted model, not a curated record